Messenger RNA from Cladocopium goreaui, 3969 nucleotides. Lineage: Eukaryota; Dinophyceae; Suessiales; Symbiodiniaceae. The record is from the annotation of a GenBank genome assembly.
AUGGCCGAAAAGAGAAAAAAGUCUUGGAGCUCACUGACACCACCAUACCGCUCCAAAGUCUUGUCCGAAUCUGUGGCUUCCUUUGUGCCGCAUUGCCACCAUGAAUCAGAUUUCGACCAGUUUUUGAAACAAUUGCUUCAAAAAAAUUGCCGCGACCAUUCCGCGCUAGCUGCCUCAAGCUCCAUUCUCCUCAAUGCUCUAGACGCAAAAGCUGUCAUUGGAGGCUUGGCAGCUUUGAGGGCUCAGCAUGCAGAAAGGACGCUUCAUCACCCUAGCAUCACUGUGAAUGAGUUGGAUGAUGUCCUUGUCCACAACACUCCGACCAGGUCGACUUUAGAGAAUUUGGGCUACCCAAUCUCCAGGAACCAUUAUGGCAAGAUCUUGCGCAAGGAAGUCUCCCUGCAGAAAGUUCCGUCUGCAAGUCUUGGUGGGCGGCCCUCACUUGUGAAUAGUGACGAUGCUAUCGCUGCAGUCGGCAAGGUGGUUGAGGAACACACCUUUGAAAGUGAAAGGGUCGUUGUGGUAGGUCACGGCUCGAAGAAGCGUAUGGUUGUGGCAAACCAUCUCACCAAGACCAAGCACCGGCUGUGGUGUGAAAUUGAAGCCUUGCAUGCUGCCAUGUCUUGGGAAAGUUUUAGAAUUAGAAAAGUGUUGCAGAUCCAUUUUCCGCAUAUGCGGAACUCUCGCCGCAACACAGAUGUUUGCUCACACUGCAAAACAUUUGAAAAGGACUUGCUGCCUGCAGCUUUCCGGUCCAUGGAGCGGGCUCAGGCACUGCUGUCUCAACUUUGCCCAAACUACUUCCAAGAACUUGAUACAAGCCAGCCCGACAAAGUCAGAAUCCUGGAGCAAUUUUAUUCCUUUGUGGCACGACGGGAAGCAACUGCUUCGCAAGACCCAUUGCGCCAAGGAUUUACCAGAGCUGAUCGUUUAGCUUUGCAUUCAGCAGAAGCACAGGCACUGCACCGUUUGAAACCCCAUGUGGAAAUCGUGCAAGCCUAUGAGUGGCACCAGGUCUCGGCCCGCAGGCAAGGAAACUUUGUGGCCUCUAUGUGUUCAAAGCUUCCUUCUGGCACUGCCCUCCUCCACGUCGAUUUCAAAGAGAACAUCAAGUACCCGAUGGGGCCAGAUGAGACGUCGGAGGAGUGGCACGCCCAGAACAAGCUCUCUUUGACCGUUUUCGGCGCCAAUGCAAGUGUACCGACGCAUGGCGGAGGAAGCAAAGAGUUUUUCAUCCUCGUGACCACCGACAUCUUAGAUCAUGAUGCUCAGGUUGACUGCAUGAUGGUGAGCGCGGUCUUGUCGCAUCUUUGCCCCCGUGCAGAUGUGGACUGGGGGUCUGUGAAUCACCUGCUGAUAGUUGCCGAUUGUGGCCCUCACUUUCGGAGCGAAGAGAACCUUGCGCAUUUUUGCGUUGCCUUACCUAUGACGCUCCGCAUGUUUGUUGAGGUUUGCUGGCUUGUGGAGCAGCAUGGCAACCCAGGCUACAUCAACCGUGCCCCUAUCCACAGCUUGGAUGAUCUCAUCAAGUGCUUCACAGAAGGAUCUGGACGCAUGAUGGCACAAGAUCCUGAUGGCCCCACCAUUCCACUUGUACAGUUCGCCCCUGGCGAACGCAGGCCAUCCAAACGCCUUUUGGUCAGCGAAAACUUCAAGAUUUCGCGAACAUACUUGCUCAUUGGUUCCCUGUCCUCGUCUGCGCACCAUGGGGCCAUGAUCCGCAACAAAACCUUUUCGGACUUAUCCCCAGGCGAUGUGCUCAGCUAUAGCAUAGCCUCCAAGACGUUUCUUUUGAAGAUCUGCCGCCUUGGCGAGUUGGAUGCUACGACAAGCCUCGUGCUUGGGAACAGCCAGGAGCUGAAGCAGGCAAAGAGAACAGUGUUACUCGCAGAUUCCGCGACCAAAAGACAAAAAAGGCCGCUUACAUGCCGAACCGAAGGCCAACCUUUUUGCAAAAUUGCUCUGACAAAAGUCUUUCCCUGCAGCGCGCUGCUGCAAAGAAACGCCGCCAGAAGCAGAGGCUACGUGGAGAGGAAUCUUCGUCUUCUUCCACAUCUUCUUCAUCUUCCGCCUCGUCUUCUCCAUCGUCGGAUGAAGAAUCUGUCUGACUGCCGAGCGCGUGCUGCUGCCAAAGAAAAAAUGCUUGACUCCGUGGAAGCAGAAUCAACUUACCAACCAUCCGCGGAAGCUGAAACUGUGGUGGCGGAAGCAGCGCGGAAGACCGCGCGGAAGACAAGAGAAUGGAUUGUGUUGACUCCAGACGGAGACAUAUACUCGGAGGAGUACUCCCCAAGCAAUGGAGACAUAGCGUCUUGGCGACCCUACGACCCUCAAGUCGGCGCUCCCUUUGGGGACCAGUUCGAUGAAUUGAGCACCGGCACGACAUGCCACUACGGUGCGGCCAUUUGGACGAAAGCCACGAACAGAGCUCCCGAUUCGGACGAGGAUCUGCAGAAGUGUGGAGACGCCUGCCGCCUGCUGAUUGUCGCUGAUCAGCGAAGCGAUUUCUCAUCAGACCCACCGAAGAUCGACGACUGCCGCACGGGUCCCACCCGAAUUGAUCUUAGAUUCGAUAAAGCCACGAAGGUCUUGGGUUAUAACUUUUGGGACAACGACGAGUCGACUUCGCAGAAUACCAAACUCUUCUGGCGCUUGGAACACACACCUUCUGGCUGGGACGGUCAGGCGACCGUUCCGCGUACCGCCGAUGGGGAGGGCACCGGUUUCCAAAGCAUUGCCGCUGUUUCAACGCCGCCGCAGAGUGUUGUGAAACUCCGCAUCCAAUAUGCUGGCUCGGGCGGACUCAAAUCCCUCAGGUUGUGCCGUCCCAAGGCCAACAUCGACCAGGAUGUGACGUGCCCAAACAACGACUACUUCGAUCUGUACUUCUCUGGGCCUGGAAGGUUUUUUGAUGGGAAUUCGGACAACGAACUUGCUCCUGGCACUGGCAUCUACUUCGAUUCUUUCAAUCCCAGAGGCACCGAGAAUGCGGACAGCGAUGGUAUCAGUUGCAUCGAUGCCGCAAUGUGGACCGGCGACACCAACAGAGGCGGCACCGGCAGCGGCAAUGGUGUGGAUAGGGACUUGAGGAAAUGUCCCAAUGGUGUCGACGAUGAACCACCCUUCUGCAACCUUCUAAUAGUCGCAGAGUCACAAAGCAGGAGGGGUCCUUCUGUUGAGCUCGACGAUUGCAAGCGUGGACCCACGGACAUCUACCUCCGGCUGGAUCCUCCGCGGAAGGUCCUGGGCUUCGAGUACUGGGACAACGAUCACGUCCCGAGCCACUUUUUCUCAAGAUCCUUUUUCGCGUGGCGCAACGUCGGAACGACCAGCUGGGACUACUGGGGUGUCGAUCAGACAGCCGGAUGGGUCCAGAUACCCGAAACAAAUGAUGGAGAAGGCACCGGCUUCGUGAACAUCGCGGAUCAUUUCAUAAAACCAGACACUGUGGACAAGAUUCAGAUCGUUUUCUCCGGCCCUGGUGAUCAUAGUAAUGGUGAUGGUGGUGCGCUGAGAUCCCUCAGGGUCUGCAAUUCAGACACCACAUCGAGCACGACCGCGGCGACCACAUCGACGACCCAGGUUUCCACAACCACGAGCAGACCCGGUGAUGCGGGCACUACGACUACACAGGGCCCCGUCCAGUGCCCCUUUGACCCAUCCUCAUUCCAAGACUUCAACUUCUAUCCAGGUGUGGGAAGGAAACUGUCAAUUGGCGAGGAAAUUGUGAUGGGCAAAGGUAUUUACUUGGAUAGCUUUACGCCUGGGGACGCGUCCUGCGAAGGUGCCGGCAUUUGGACCAGACAGACAAACCGAGAUGAUGACGAUUUGCUGGGCUGCACAGACAAUACCAUUCCGGGUGGUGGCUGCAACUUGCUGGUGGUUGUGGAAGACCAAAGCCUGCUGACUGACACCGACAACAUCAAGAUCGAUGAUUGCGGGGCAGGUGCUUCUUCCGUGUAUUUGUGA